UGAUGCAGCCUGCUAAUGGACACUGCGCGGUGACAGCUGUCAGCGUGUAGGAUAAGCAGUAACUGUGCAGAAGAUGGAGUCUCCCCCGCAACUGGGUUGUGUCUAUGUUGCUUUCGUGCAAAGGACCUGGACCUGACAAAACGAGUGGGCAGGGAAAGGUCCUCUGCACGAAGAGAAUUCUAGACGCUACCCCCCCGCAACUGCUGUCUGUGAAAUUUGCCCUCCUUCCGCUGCGCAGCGCCAUUUGUAUAGGAACCUUUAUUCCUACUCUUGUUUCCAGCCGGAACCCUCAUACUGCAGCACACCGGCUGUGUUCUCGUUGUGUCUUCCGCCGUGUCAGGGUCACGCUGGUUGCAAAGAUGUACCGGAGGACCCUGCUGUACCUGUGCGGAGGAGGCCGCUCCAUGCCCGGCAGCAGCAAGUAUGCAGACCAGGUCCUUAGAAAGUUCACUCUUGGUAGUGUUCUCCGCUGUGACAAAUCCUCUCCUGAUGAUGGUGCAACUAAACCACCUGGUGAAUCCGAUGAUAAGAUCUCUGUGCUUGUCAAGGAGGAGACCUCUGUGCCACCAAAGAAAGACAACUUGUUGGACUUGAUUAGUGGCAUGAAGGUUGAAGUAAGCUCAAAGCGGAAGUUCCAGGCAAUCAAGGACAAGAGGAUCAAGCAGCAAAAUAUAGCAGAACGUCAACCCAUAGAAAGCGCCAGUAAAAUGUUCCAAAUGGUGGCAGAAGAAAUUCAACCAUCGGACGAGACGCCGGUGAGCCCGGAAUUAGAGGCGGCAGCAUCUGCUGUUGCUUCAGCUUUUCCAUCACAAAAAAAUCAGGUGGAAUCUGAACUUCUUCGGCAGCUGCGCAUACACAAACAGAUGGCUGAAGCACAGAGGAAAGUGGAGCCUCACAUCAGCACAGUCCUCUCUGGGAUGAAGAUUGUGAAAAACAGGCCGCAAACUUCCAGGCAAGAUAAAAUGCCAGCGUUCAUCAGUGAGGACCCCACAAGAUCGAGACUGAACAUUGGAAGACGGUUGAUGAUCUUUCCUGUCCCUGCUGUUACAGAAAAGCCAGCUGAAGCAGAGCUGUCUCCUAACCUAUGGGAUCUAGAGUUGGCUAAGGAUAUUGCUUACAUGUGUGAGCAGCCACCAAGAAAUGGGUUUGAGGAGAUGAUACAAUGGACAAAAGAGGGGAAGCUGUGGACAUUUCCGAUUGACAAUGAAGUUGGUCUUGAUGAGGAGCAGAAAGUGGAGUUUUAUGAGCAUAUAUUCCUGGAUAAGUACUUGGAAGACUUUCCAAAGCAAGGGCCAAUACGACAUUUUAUGGAGCUGGUAAUUUGUGGCCUGUCUAAAAACCCAUACCUUACUGUCCAACAGAAGAAGGAUCACAUAUAUUGGUACAGGGAUUACUUUCACCAAAAAGAGGAUCUUCUGAGAGAAUGUGAAGUCUCCCUCAACUGAGCUGAAAGUGAAGGCUAGCACCGAGCAUGUUCUCAUUUCACUCAGAAUUCCAUAACUUGCAGAACUUUGAGACGUGGAGAAAGUGAAUUACAUCUGGAUUAUGCUUACUAAUAUGCCAACAUUUUCAAAAAUUUACAUUGUUUAAUAAAAUCCAUAUUUGAAAAUA
Molecule: messenger RNA, 1611 nt
Organism: Pseudophryne corroboree (corroboree frog)
Lineage: Eukaryota; Metazoa; Chordata; Amphibia; Anura; Myobatrachidae
Gene: MRPS31
Product: mitochondrial ribosomal protein S31
Exons: 7
Coding region: 105-1445 (446 amino acids)
Cellular component (GO): mitochondrial small ribosomal subunit
Molecular function (GO): structural constituent of ribosome
Source: RefSeq, a predicted model, not a curated record